AUGAUAAGGAGUACAGAACUUGAAGUGCAAGUGGAGGAGGCGCGGCUUAAAUUACAGGAUCUUAAACGCCAACUUCGUGAAAAACGAGCCAGAGAAGCAUUGGAGGAGGCAUCAGAUGAGAACAAUGUUAGUAAGAGUUAUUACUCCGAUAGCAGAGAUAGUAGUACAGAUGGCAGCCAUAAUGAUGAUGAUGAUGAUGAUGAUGAUAUCAGAAAUGGAAGUAGUGGUAACGGAGUUCAUAAAGGUGAAGAAGAACUUCCUCCAUUUAUUUCUGCUGCUAAAUCACUUACAAAGGAAGAAAUAGAACGUUUCUCACGUCAAAUGUUGGUAGAAGGCAUUGGUGCUGAGGGAAUGGAGCGGAUUCGCAAGGGUCGUGUGUUGCUAUUGGGAGCUGGUGGAUUAGGUAGUACUGUGUCGCUUUUUCUUGCUGCUGCUGGUAUAGGGACAUUGCGCGUUGUGGACUUUGACAGGGUGGAACGGAGUAAUUUGCACCGACAAGUUAUACACCCAGAUCGUAGAGUUGGAUAUUUAAAGGUAGAUAGUGUCUACUGGUCCUGCCAGGAGCUGAAUUCAGGUACUAUUGUAGAAGUGAAAUCCGUACGACUUGACGCUAGCAAUGCUGAAGAGCUGAUGAAAGGUUAUGAUGUUGUGGUGGACGGUAGUGACAAUGUUGCGGCUCGUUAUGUAGUUAACGAUGCGGCGAUGCGGCAGGGUAUUCCUCUUGUGAGUGGUAGUGCGAUGCGAUGGGAUGGACAGUUGUCGGUGUACGGUUACGGCGAUGGUCCGUGUUAUCGUUGUCUCUUCCCUGUUCCCCCGCCAGUGGCUGCGGUGGGAAGUUGUAAUGAUACCGGUGUGAUGGGGCCAGUGCCCGGCUGUAUUGGAUGUCUGCAGGCGCUGGAAACACUGAAGAUACUCGCAGGCGCCGGGGAAGUACUCGCAGGCCGAAUGCUCCUCUUUGAUGGACUACGGGCAAACAUGAGAGUAGUGCAACUGAGACGCAGACGAGAGAAUUGCAUUGCAUGUGGGAAAAAAGAAGAAAAUAAUAAAACGUUAUUGGAACUUGCAGCAGAGCGACCAGAGUAUGAUUUGGUUUCAUGCGGUUUGACUGCUGCGAUUCAAGCUAAACUUCCUAAUGAGGCACGUAUCACACCACGUGAGUUUUAUGCCAAACUGCGAUCUGUGAAGUUUUCUGCCCCGGACUCUCUUGUAUUAGAUGUACGCACGAAAGAACAGUACGAUAUGGCACACCUCCCUGGUGCACUCUCAUUACCACUCUUGCAACUGCAGAAAUGGCAUCGUGAUGGUGUUCUUCGCGAUGCCUGGAUGCAGUUCGUCCAAGAACAUUCUGUUGGUAAUGUUGAUUGCAAAAAUGUCUAUGUUGUGUGUCGCAGAGGUGUUUCUUCCGUUGCUGCAGUCCAAAUCCUUCUUACACUAUAUCAAGAAAAAGAAGAAGAAAAAGAAAAAAAUGAGGACCAUAUCAAUAGUGACUGUAAAGGAAACAAUAAUGAUGUUGAUGAUGGUUCAAAAAAAACUUCCUUGAAGGGACAGUUUCGUUUUAUAAACGUAGACGGUGGGCUAAAUAGGUACCACUACGAAUCGAAUAAAAAAUUUCCUCUUUACUAA
Messenger RNA from Trypanosoma theileri, 1623 nucleotides. Its product is annotated as putative ubiquitin activating enzyme. Gene Ontology annotation, molecular function: URM1 activating enzyme activity; thiosulfate-cyanide sulfurtransferase activity; adenylyltransferase activity. Gene Ontology annotation, biological process: tRNA wobble position uridine thiolation. The record is from RefSeq and is a predicted model, not a curated record. NCBI's taxonomy places the organism in Eukaryota, Euglenozoa, Kinetoplastea, Trypanosomatida, Trypanosomatidae. Bases 1 to 1623 code for a protein of 540 amino acids. Gene Ontology annotation, cellular component: cytoplasm; cytosol. The transcript has a single exon.